AUGAAUUUGGCCUCGACUGAACAUGUGGGUAUCAAACUCGAGAACGCAACGAGCACAGAAGUCAAACCACAGUCAAAUAACUCUGCAAUAGCUAUACCUGAUGAUGUGAAGCCUCUCAGAGCUGCUAUACGAGGGUCCUCGCUGAAGAAUACUGCGGAUGGCCAAGAUGAGGAGCGAUUGACAUUACCACGCCGUGCCUCUCUUGUGCAAUCUCGACUCAAGUUGAAGGCAGUUUCUCAUUCAUGCAUAUCGUUUGCCGAGCAAGAUGCGCCCGAUCAUCACCAUUUCUCUAUGGCAGUGCCGCCAGUGCGAGCCACUCCAAAUGAUGACAGUGGUUCUACUUGCCCUGAAAGGGCCAAUGAUCAAGAUGAAAUACCCAACAGAGAGACGUCUCAGAUCUACCAUCAUAUUGCUUCGGUUGUCACGCCGGGCUUUUUGAGUCAAUCGGCGAGCAGGAGCUCAUUUACUACAUCUACCAACGCCCAAGAGAUAUGUGAAACACUCUUUAUGAAAUUACUGGCUAUGAAAAACUGCAUCCUUGCACUUGUCAUCAAUUCUGGUCUCUUGUGGCUCACAAUUAUGUUGUCUGUGGGGCUUCCAGUCCAACUUUCGUCGAGGGCCGUUGAAACUUUUGGGCCGGUAGUGGUGGAAAUCUGUCUUUUGAUUUCCAACCUCGUCACCAUCCUGGCUAUGGAUGACGCUCUGGCCAUUUUCUUUGGGAGGUUGUUUGUGUCUCCACAAGGAUAUUCGUUGGCCAUCUGUGGAUUCGCUCAGGCGUCGACAUUUUCCAAGUGGCAGUUCUGCUCCAACCUCAGUUUGAACUCCCGAGCUCGAAAGUUUCUGUCUAGACUCUCUUUGGCUUGGAUGCUGGCAGAAAUUUUCAAGCUUACAACGGUUAUAACGGCCACAUCGAUUUCGUACAAGGAGAUAACUCAGACGUCAGGAUCGGUUGAUUGCAUCGUCUACAAUCAAGACGGAAUCUUAAGUGAUCGUGAAUACCCCACUUUUGCUUAUGAACAGGGCUUAGCUGAGUUGGUGUUUGGAAGUGGUCUGGGAGUGAUGCGCUCAGAAGUGGCUGGAGUCAACGUUACUACGAGGUGGUAUAGAACAGCUCAAUUCAUUCUUCAAUUCAUGACGCUCAUCACAUCCACCACCCUCGUAGUUUCUACAUCAGGAUUUACUCGUGCCAAUGUGACUGCCUCAAAUGUAGCAGCAUUUUACUCGCUCUACCACGGGCAAGUGACUCAAGGAGCUCUUUCGCUUAUCUCCUUGGUGGAGCACGAUGAUACCGCCGUGUAUAUCACGUCUACAAUGACCGGAUUUCCUGUCUGUGGUGGUGCCAAUUCGUCACAGUUGUCGAUGGUGUGCAGUUCCACCCUCUUUGAGCAUCAGUUUGCUACGUUACAAAUGACGUACAUGUCUGACGGUAGCUCCGCUUCGAGUGCGAUGCAGGCAGCAUCGGUAACUGAAAUACUUGGACCAGCAAACGUUACGUGGUUAUAUCAAGCCAUGAUGGCAAUUAUGCAUGGACCAUUAUCUGCUCUUAAUUUGCAACCGACUAUACCGGGUGCUUUGUCGCCAGUCCUCUGGUCUAUAAACGCCAAUCUAGUCGAAGCGGGAAUUGAAACUUUACUCUCCAUUCUCAUUCGAGGAGGAAUACAGCGCACGUAUUCAUCUCACGGAUCAGGCUGUAUCUUAUCUGGCAAUGUCGCUGGAGUCACAGUAUCCUUGACUUCCUAUGGUGUUCGCAUGGCCUACUGCAUGUUCGCCAUUCAGUUGUUGCUAUGUUUGUGCUGUGUCGUGGCAUUUGUGCCUUGGCUACUGUCCAGCAGUCCCAUCUCUCCCGGUGUUCGUGCGGUAAGAGAUGAAGCAUAUUUCAUGACUUUAUUGAGUGGUGCCGGAUUGCUGUCUGGGUUUGGAUUAUUUGGAAAUAGCCCGACGUAUACCAUAUGGCAAAAUCUUGACGUUGUAGCAAGGAUAGGGGAGAGCAUGCAAACGAUCGAAGAUGAAGUGGGAAAGAUUUCUCUUGACAAAGUGAAGCUAGUCAGACCAUUGAAGAACGGACGGAAAUAUACAUGA
Molecule: messenger RNA, 2079 nt
Organism: Synchytrium microbalum
Lineage: Eukaryota; Fungi; Chytridiomycota; Chytridiomycetes; Synchytriales; Synchytriaceae
Exons: 10
Coding region: 1-2079 (692 amino acids)
Source: RefSeq, a predicted model, not a curated record